Molecule: messenger RNA, 1196 nt
Organism: Striga asiatica
Lineage: Eukaryota; Viridiplantae; Streptophyta; Magnoliopsida; Lamiales; Orobanchaceae
Source: the annotation of a GenBank genome assembly
UUUCAAAUAAGAUUUUCUUGGUGAGAGAGUUUCAGAAAACCAAAAUACUUGCAAAUGGCUAUAUUUUAAAGUGAUAGAAUCAUAAUACGUGUUCUCUUUACAUUUCGUCAUUUCAAAAAUGUCUAACCACCCGCCGACUACCAAUCAUACCAUUUUUUUUUUUGGUUUUCUACUCUCACUUCCCCACAAAUAGCAUAAAAGCUCAAAUACGGCAAAAAAACACGAAUAUUCCGCAAAAAAAAUUGAAAAUCAUAUUCCUAAUAUUUUCUCCGUUACAAUUUGCUAGAAAACGCUAAUGGCUUUCGACUGUCAUCACCGGAAAAAACCUCUGCUCUACGCCGAUUUAUUCAAGCGGUCGGCGGAAAAAGAGGCUGAGAGUUUAGCUAUACCAAAUACGGAAGGAUCGAGCUCGUCGAGCCAGCUGUCCUCGCCGUGCGGCUCGUACUCGUCCGGCUUCAGCACGCCGCUGUACUCCGAUUUCGAAAGCGAGGACGGCGAUUUCAUCGCCGAGUUGAGUCGGCAGAUGGCCGAGCGCAUGCUCCAGGAUGAAGACGAAAAAGAAGAAAAUGAAAAAAAAUCAGACCCGAGCUCCGGUGGCUGCUCCGAGAAGAAAAACGGGUCGAUUCGCCUGGAUACCAGCGGCGGCGCCAUUGACGGCCGCAAAAAUGGAACCGAUUCGGGCCGGGCCGGACUCGAUGAGCGAUUUCCCCCAAUCCAUGUUGUUGAGCUGAAAAAUCAAGUUCCAAGGAAAGAGGACCAAUUUGUUGGGGGCAGGCGAGUCAAAAGGACAGAGACAACUCAGCCGAAAACACAACGGCACCAUCACAGGCAAACGCGGUACAAGGGGAGAAACGGGUCGGGUAUGCAGGCUGUUUUUCUGGGUAGAUCCGGAUCCGUUAACGUCCAGCCAGGAACCGGAGUUUUCCUGCCCCGGCUGUUCGAUUGUCCUGAUGCCGACAAGAGUGCUACAGACGUUGGAGCUCCAUUUCAAGCAACGUCAUCAAUCUAUAACAUCCCUACCAUUGCAUGAUGGUGGGCCUCACGUUCACUCUUGGCCCAAAUUAGGUGAGUCCACCAUAUCAAAGGAGCAUUCACAGCUAGAAAAAGACCCUCCAAAUGGCGACGAGAUGCAACUGCCGCAAGAAUGGACUUACGAACAAUAAUGUAGGUCGUAAAUAAUAAUAAUAAUAAUAAUA